Trichosporon asahii var. asahii CBS 2479 is the source of this 6219-nucleotide messenger RNA. RefSeq lists its product as uncharacterized. Gene Ontology annotation, cellular component: nucleus; mitotic spindle pole body; centrosome. NCBI's taxonomy places the organism in Eukaryota, Fungi, Basidiomycota, Tremellomycetes, Trichosporonales, Trichosporonaceae. The record is from RefSeq and is a predicted model, not a curated record. Gene Ontology annotation, biological process: proteolysis; meiotic chromosome separation. The transcript has 5 exons. Gene Ontology annotation, molecular function: protein binding; cysteine-type endopeptidase activity. Bases 1 to 6219 code for a protein of 2072 amino acids.
AUGCCGGCUCGAGUAGCGGCCCCACCAACGACACGGGUGGCGACACGGACGACGAGGCGCACAGCUGCGGCCCCCGUAUCCGCUGGAGAUGACCUUGCGGCGACGCUUGACCGCGUGCUCAAGGUCAGCGAGCCCGAGCCUCAGCCGAGGAAGCGUGUCACAUCGGCUAGCAAGGCGUCUGCGACAAAGGCUGGAGCUCCUACGAAGGCCCCGUCGGCUGCCACGACGAGGACUGUUACAAAGUCGACCAAGACGUCCACACGAGAGACUGAAACGACCGCAGCAAAGCCGACGACCACACGAACACGCCGAACAGCCACGACUACCACCCCUUCCAGUUCGCGUGCGGCGUCGACAACGACGACACGGACGACCAGGGCGCCGACUUCCGCUUCCAUUCGUGCUACAGCCUCCACUGCUAGUGCCAGCAAGGAUUCGCCCCAAAGGGUGACUGAUGACGAUGACCUACCAUGGACGAAACCAGGCGUCGGCGUCAGGGAGCGUGCCCAAUCGGCGCAGGCGGCGAGCAACUCUGCGAUAAAGCUACUGUCCGAGGCUCAAGCGGCGGGAUACAGGACAGGAACAAAGUCAGAGUGGGCUCCAAAGGUUGCCAAGGCUGUACGCGAAGGCAGGGCCGGAGUGAAGGUGCUCCGAGAGCUGUACGGCUCUGGCUCCCAGCGACUGGCCGUCGAGCGAGGUGCCUUCAACCUGGCCUUCAAGUGCAUUGCGUUGGAUAUGAAUACGACCGCCCUUGAGCUUCUUGGAGAGCUCAGGCAUAGCCUGGUCAAGGACUACGAGCACAUUUUCGUUGGCGAUGAAUGGACCUGGGACGGAAUUACGACAUAUCCGCGCGCCAAGGGCGAAAUCGGCGACGUUCUUCGACAGGCGAUUUGCUCCACUCUGACGAUCUCCGACGCUGCGAAUCACCCCCUGAUUCUAGCGCCUUCCCUACCACUUACCUCCAUCGGUCCGUUUGCCGUGUUACUGUACCGCCGUAUCUCGGCAGUGGACACCCCGAUCUCAGCCUCUUGGCUUCGACUUCGUUUCUACACGGCGUUUGCGACAACGGUGUCAUCAAGCGCGGCCGACGAUCCUCCUAAGAAGAACUCGCCCGACUCGAUCUGGUCUCAUGUCGCGCGGACGUGCCAGAAAUAUCUGGCCGGGACUGAUGACAAGCGGGCCGUGGCGAUGUUUAUCUCCCAGUGCGUUGAUGUCGUGGAGCGUACCUGCGCCGCUCGAGGGGAGAACAGGAAUGCCUGGUUCGCAGGCAGCUGGAGCACAGUGGCGGAUAUCUGGGUCGGAGUUGGCCGCAACCUCGGUGACUCAGCCGUUAUCGACGAAGCCUUGGCCGUCGUUACAUCGAUCGCAACGAUUUCGGGAGACAAGGCGUCAGCCACCGUUCGGUCGGGCACAGCUACGCCGCUCUCGACGAGCGCAUCGAGCGCAGUGUCUACUGGCUCCUCGUCGAGCGUGUCGAGGAUCAGCAAUGCUUCAGCAACUGCUUCGCAGCUGUCCGCGAAGCUGGCCAGAGUUCAGGUCCAGGUCGAAGCUCUGGCCAGCGAUUCCUCUGCUUCGGGAAGCGCCUUGACUGAUGCUUUGGCCGGUGUCGAUCUCGGCACCCUCCUGUCUGCUCUUUGUAGCAUGGGAAGCGAGGGAGCCAACGCCACCUCAGCCUGUCUCCGAGGACUGGAGCGCCUACGACGAGUGCUUGUGAAGCUAUUGGAUCGCCCAAAGUUGGUCGAAGUGGUGCGCGAAUGGUUAAGUGCUGAGGCGACUUUUAUCGAAAGCCUCCUUCGGGACGUUUCCGACGACCGAAUGCCCGCCAUCAGCCGUGACUGUUUGCCCGGUCUCGUGGACUCAACCCUGAAGAUCGCCCCGUCUCUGGGAACGACCGAGCUCAUGUCUCUUCUUGACCGCGUCUAUUCCCUGGUGAUCGCCAACAAGCCGAACAUCAGUGCUGGCGCCCUGGUGCAGUUCGUGGUCUGCCUUUCGCAAACGGCUCACGCUACCGCCGUGCGCCUCACGCAUGCCAAAGCAAACGGAGCUCUAGGACUGAUCAAGCGUAGUGUGGACUGGUCUUCCGAACUCCUGGCAUCGCCUCCGGACGAUGAGGCUGUCCUGGACUCGACGCACUGGAGGGCCCUCCAUGGCUCGAUGAUGAGGCGACUGGAGCUUCUCGCUUUCUGCUAUCAGGAGAAGGACAAGCCGGCCGCAAUGGCAGCCUUUGCCCGAGCCCUACUCACUCUGGACGACUCCACCAUUCACCGCAUCGAAAAGGAGAGCGCCUCCGUGAGCCCGUACAAGAUCUUCGCCAACAUCUCGGAUUGGAUUUCGCUGCUGAAGCGCUGCACGACAUUCAUCACGAACGACCCGGAGACGAUCGGCUUCGCGUCAAUUCUCUGGAGUGCAAUGGACGAAGCGCAUGUCUCCACCGCCGUCCGAGGUGCCAUUGGCGAGCGGGUUAUGGGUGCACUAGAGCAUGCCCGCUUCAAGACGCACAUUCAGGUGCUCAUUUCCGAGCUUGCCGAUCGACUCUUAGCGACUUAUGCCGACGCCGACUAUCCCAUGCGCCGAAUGAGGGUCAUCCUUCGUCUGAUGGCCACUAUUGCUGCCACGGGAUACCAGUCCAACCGCUUCAACCCUCUUGCGGAAGAGAUCGAGCACCUUGCAUCUCAGACCGCCUUCGGUAACGACUCGGGCUUGGAGAGAUACAGCUCAGAAUACCAUGCCUGUGCACUUGUCCUACGGGCGCUCGACGCUUACCACGCCACCCAACACAGUGUGGCGGCAGUGGCGCAACUUGGAGGUGCGGCUCUCAAAGCCAUCCGUAACCUGAUUGCUCCUCCCCAGGUCGCCGACAAGCCAGCUGUUGCGGGCAAGCGCGUCGUCAGCGGCGCUCGCGGUACACGCGCGACGGUACGGAGUACCCGGACGACCACGGCCAAGACUGCCGCCAAGCCUCCUGCGGCGAGGUCGACGAAGGCGGCAUCUGCGAAGGCUGCACCGAAGGCGACGGAGCCCGUACCGCUUGUGAUCGACGACAUGGAGCGCUUCUGCGAACUGCUGGACUCCCUUGCUACUCUCUUCGGUAUCAUGGGUCUCGUGCUGCCUAAGUUAGAGACAUUGAGGGCACUCCGAACGGUACAGCGUCAGGACCAGGGAGAAGGUGAGUUGACGAGAGUGGAAGGUAAACUAACAUUAGCCUACAUUAUGACCUCUGCUCGCCUGGGUACGGAGUACGGGCGUCUCGGUAAAUUCUCUAGGGCUCAAAGCAUCUUCGCAGCUGCCGUCAACUGCGCUGAGGCGACCGAGAACUCCAGCCAAGAGACUGGCUCUGACGCGGGGCAGUCGGCGACCAUCUCCCCUGCCGCUCUCCUCGAGGUGUACCUUCGUUACGCACGAUACCUCGCGAUGUCUGGCCAGGUCGCAGACGCUCGCGAUGCUUACGCCAAUGCUCAGGACUUGUUCCCAUCUAUCCCAGAACCUACAAACACGGGCACGUUCUCUAAGCGCUGGAUCGAGCUUUGUGCUGUUUCCGAGCGGGUGGCCCUCGCGCACGGUACUCUCGCAGCCAUCAGGAUGGCGGAGGGUGACGUUGCGUCAGCACUUGACAGCCUGACUGUCGCCUACAGGCAAUGGUGCCGCGGAGCACACGGCAUCGCACACCUGGCUGCAGAGGCUCCCGAUGCUGCGGACGUGCAGGAGUUGGAGGCCGUCGAGGAGGAGAUGGAUGAGCAUGAAAAGGCUAAGGCGAAGUCGGAGGGCGUGGCCAAGGCUGCGCGCAACUUCUGCUUCACUGGCAAGUAUCUCACCGCCUUGCAGUGGCAUUAUGCCGAGCACCUCGUCGACGCCACGUUUGAUUUGACCAUGGCACUUGCCCGUAGAGGCUCGGUCAAGGAGUGCGAGUACUACCUCGUCCAGGUCCGUGGCAUGGUGCCGGCCAUUCGGUCUAGCAGCCUGUCCGCCCGUGUUUCGGCUCACAGCGCCGAGCUCGAAUCCCGUCGUCUCAACUUCGAUACGGCAGCCGAGCAGAUCACGAGCGGCGCCGAGUUCGCCAUCGAAGGCCCGGAUGCGGUCGAGCUUAUGCGCGUGCAGGGCGAGCUGCUCUCGAGGCAGCACGAAAGUGCCGAGGCGGACGAGAUGUUCAUUCGCGCCGUUAACGAUAUCGUCGGACUUGACGGGCAGUUCACCACUGCAGAGUCGUGGCCUUCGCCAGUCAAGGAUACAAGCGUCGAACCCCUCUUCCCCAACGCUCUCGGUCAUCUCCUGCGCCAGCGCGCUUGGCUUUUGAAGGAGGCCGGCUGCAACGACGAGUAUAGCGAAGUACAUGAGCAGCUGCAGCAUGUGCCGGAAAACAAGUCGGAGAACCUCUUCCUCGACGCCAAGGUCGCGAUGCACGAUGCGUUCGACUGCUUCAAGACCGACCUGUUCAUGAGCUCUCUGACCGAGUCCACGAUCGCCAUGACCAUGAGCGGAUCCGAAAGGAAGGACAGAGCCUCUUCCCGCCACACCGCUCAGCUGCUUCUGGAGAAGGCGAGCGAAGCGUUCCGAUCGACACUCGCCGCAGUCGCCCGCACCGGGAAAGUCGAGGAGAUUCGACAGGCGUGCGUCUCGCUCGCGGUUCUCGGCGCGUUCCAAACCUCCCUCGGCCAUGGCAAUCCCGAGACGACAGCUUCGGCCGCUGGUGUUCUCGCAUCCGCCUCGAGCAUUACCUUGCACCGCGAGCUACUGUCGGCCGUUGACGGCAAGUUUGCCGACCCCAACGCGGACGACUUCGACUGGCCCGCUCUCGAUAGUCCCGAGAUCGAGCCGCAGACCGAGCUCGAGGGGGACUGGAAGAGCCUGAGGCAGCAGUAUCAGGCCAACGACUACCUGCAGACGGACUACGACCUUUCUUCGCUUCCGAAGACUUGGGCCGUGAAUGGGUGCGAGCCUCUUGUCUUCUGCAUUCCGCUGGAUCGCCAGGGCAGGCGCGAGGGUGAGGACGAGUCUGAACUCUUCACGUUUGACGCGGGCAUGACCGAGCUGAAGGCCGUUAUGGACGGCAACGAGGCGUCGAUCAGCGCAAUCAAGAAAUGCAUGACGCAGGAGGACAAGAAGACGUGGUGGCGCGAUCGCAUCGCAAUCGACGCGCGACUAGGCGAGCUGCUGGCGACGAUCGAGUUCUGCUGGCUGGGCGCGUUCAAGACGGUGCUGAACCCGCGCUCGUCUUACGACACGCAGGCUUUCACGGCAUUCAAGGAGCGUCUCGACCGCAUCUUCCAAAGUGCUCUCAGCGGGGGCUCCGAACGCCGCUCCACCCGCGUGCAGCUCCCCGAUGCUCUCCUGCAGUGCUUCGCAACCCUCAGCAGCAAGUGCAAGGACGAGGAGGUCGAGGAUCUCGUCUACUUCAUCCUGGAUCAGUACCAGUUCAACGGGGUGCCAGUCGCGCUGGCUGAGCUCGACUUUGACCAGCUCGGCGUCGACGUCAAGAGCGCGCUCAGCGACCUCGAGGCGGCGUCCCUCUUCCACCAGCCUCAGCGGGAGGAGGAGCACCUCCUGCUCGCGCUCGACAAGAACGUGCAGGGCAUUCCGUGGGAGUCGAUCCCGAUCCUGCGCGGCCGCGCCGUGAGCCGCAUUCCCUCCCUACCCUUCCUGCUGCAUACGCCGCGGCGCGAGGUCUCCCGCCGCAGCGCCGAGUACUACCUCAACCCCUCCGGCGACCUGACGGGGACGCAGGCGCGGUUCGAGCCGCGCAUCGCCGCCCUCGAGAAGAAGUACGGCUGGACCGGUCUGACGGGCUCGAAACCGACCGAGGCGGCCGUGCUGAAGGCGCUCGAGGAGAAGGAUCUGGUCGUGUACUGCGGGCACGGCGGAGGCGAGGAGUACGUCCGCGGCCACAAGAUUAGGCAUCUCCAGAGAUGCGCCGUCACCAUGCUCUGGGGCUGUUCCUCGGGCCUGCUCAGGGACCAGGGUGACCUCGACCGCACGGGCACGCCGAUGGACUAUGUCCUUGCCGGCUGCCCGUGCCUCGUCGGCAACCUCUGGGACGUGACGGAUAAGGACAUUGACCGCCUGACCGAGGUUGUGCUUGACCAGCUUGGGCUGGGCGAGACGGAGGCGAAGGAGGAGAAGAGCGUCGUACAGGCCGUCUCUGCUGCGAGGGCGAGCACCAAGCUCCAGUUCCUCACUGGCGCCGCGCCCGUUGUCUACGGUAUCCCCGUGUAUCUCACGGACUAA